GAACAAUCGAAGCUUUAAGCUCAAUACAUUCGCAGCGAAACAGCCACGUUGGGCGACAUCGUGAAGCAACUAUUCUUCUUCGCAUAGCUACCCCUUCUCCUCUCUUUCACGAUGCGAGCGACGUCGCGGCUUUUCGCGACUGUCAGAUCAGCCUCGAAAUACCUCGAAGCCAAUUCCCCCACAGGCCUCACUGGUCUCACAACACACCCGUCCCCUCGUCCUGCCCUCAUCUACACCUACCGGCAAACCCUCAAUAAGCUCGCCCAACUGCCCAAAAGCUCCGUUUACCGGCAAUCCACCGAGGCUCUCACAAAACAGCGCCUGGAGAUCAUCGAGGCAGUAAAGCCAGAAGGACACGAACAAUGGCUGGAACGGGUGCGCAAGCAGAUCGAAGCUAGUCCGAAAGCUUUCAGCAAAUUCUUGAACGAAGAUGGCUCAUUUGGUAGCGAGAAGCUGCAUGUGGAACCAGUGGACAAUUGGGAUGGCAAGAUCACGAGACGGGAUGCGAAAUAUGAGGGACCAAACACGAUGGCCCAGGCAGAGACGAAAGCGAGAGCCGUCAGUGAUGAAGUGCGAGAAAAGGAUCUCGAGGACAAGGAAGGGAUUCCGCCGACCGUAGAGGAUCUGGAGGUGGAACCACCGUUGACGAGAGAGCAGAUCGAGGGGAUCGAGCAAAAGAUUGGUGCUGGCUUGAUUGAAGAAGUCAUCCAGGUUGCCGAAGGAGAGCUGGAACUGGUGGAUGAGAUGCUGCGACAUCAAGUAUGGGAAGAUCUGGAAGAAAAGACCCCCACAGGUCAAUGGGUGUACUUUGAACGCGGCGAAAGAACCUAGUGUCUCUCAUCGCAUAUUACUUGAGGGUCUCCGAAGUUGUACAUACAAUCCGGAAAACGGAAACGGAAACGGAAUUUACAGCAUUGAUAUACUGUCAUUCCACAUCUGAUAGUGGUUGAUGCAAGCCGUGAAAACAAAGCCUUUCAUUGAUUUUAUCGCAUGGUCUUGAUGGGUCUUCCCUCCCCCGGACGGGCGUUCUUUAACCUAGACGUUCCGUCCAGUCGCUGCAUGCAACCGUCCCUCUGCA
Messenger RNA from Cladophialophora immunda, 1078 nucleotides. RefSeq lists its product as uncharacterized. The transcript is spliced from 3 exons. The record is from RefSeq and is a predicted model, not a curated record. Bases 112 to 831 code for a protein of 239 amino acids. NCBI's taxonomy places the organism in Eukaryota, Fungi, Ascomycota, Eurotiomycetes, Chaetothyriales, Herpotrichiellaceae. Gene Ontology annotation, biological process: respiratory electron transport chain.